CGCGGAAGUGUAACACACACAUUCCUCGCUCUAUCUCUCUCUCUCUCUCAAAUCACUUGCAAAGACCAAGAUCUUCCACUUCCUCUUCUUCUUCUUCUUUCUUCUUCUUGACUUGUUCCAGUACUAGACUUGGUGUUUUUGAUCACAUUCAAGAAAUGGAGAACCCUCCGGAUCAAACAGAAGCUAAGCAAAUCCAACCCAAUGGAGGCAAAAGAACCAAGGGUGGAAUCAUCACUAUGCCUUUCAUCAUAGCAAACGAGGCGUUCGAGAAAGUGGCGAGUUAUGGACUAUUACCAAACAUGAUUCUGUACUUGAUCAGAGAUUACAGGUUUGGAGUGGCCAAAGGAACAAAUGUGCUCUACAUGUGGUCUGCUGCAUCAAACUUCACACCUCUCUUGGGUGCUUUCCUCUCUGAUUCCUAUCUAGGUCGCUUCCUCACCAUCUCCAUUGCUUCUCUCUCCAGUUUCUUGGGAAUGGUGCUUUUAUGGUUAACUGCAAUGUUACCACAAGUGAAGCCAUCUCCUUGCGAUCCCACAGCAGCUGGAAGCCAUUGUGGAUCAGCAACCGCGUCUCAGCUGGCUCUUUUGUACUCCGCAUUUGCCCUUAUCUCGAUCGGGUCAGGUGGGAUUAGACCAUGUUCCUUAGCCUUUGGAGCUGACCAACUAGACAACAAAGAGAACCCAAAGAACGAAAGAGUUCUCGAGAGUUUCUUUGGUUGGUACUAUGCUUCAUCAGCUGUGGCUGUUCUCAUCGCGUUCACGGGGAUUGUAUACAUUCAGGAGCAUCUCGGGUGGAAAAUUGGGUUUGGAGUGCCUGCGCUCCUCAUGUUGGUCGCUUCUUUGCUAUUCGUUCUCGCGUCUCCUCUCUAUGUUACACGCGGUGUGACCAAGAGUCUCUUCACUGGUUUAGCUCAAGUGGUUGUUGCAGCUUACAAGAAGAGGAAGCUAAGUUUACCAGAUCAUCAUGACUCCGUUGAUUGUUACUAUCACAUGAAAGAUUCUGAAAUCAAAGCUCCAAGUCAAAAGUUAAGGUUUCUGAACAAAGCUUGUUUGAUAAGUAACCGUGAGGAAGAGAUUGGGUCAGAUGGGUUUGCUUUGAAUCCAUGGAGGCUGUGCAUAACAGACAAAGUAGAGGAGCUUAAGGCAUUGAUCAAAGUUAUACCGAUAUGGUCCACAGGCAUAAUGAUGUCCAUAAACACUAGCCAAAGUACGUUUCAGGUGCUACAAGCGACUUCCAUGGACAGGCGUCUAAGCAGGCAUGGUUCAAGCUUUCAAGUUCCAGCUGGAUCAUUCGGUAUGUUCACAAUCAUAGCUCUCGCCACGUGGGUGGUUCUUUAUGACCGUGCAGUUCUCCCAUUAGCUUCAAAGAUCCGAGGCAGACCAUUUCGACUCAGCGUUAAACUAAGAAUGGGAUUAGGGUUAUUCAUGUCGUUCUUAGCUAUGGCGGUUUCUGCAAUGGUUGAGAGUUUCAGAAGGAACAAAGCUAUAAGCCAAGGGUAUGGAAACAAUCCCAAUGCUGUAGUAGACAUCUCAGCUAUGUGGCUAGUGCCACAAUAUGUGCUACAUGGACUAGCAGAGGCUCUUACCGCAAUAGGACAGACUGAGUUUUUCUACACCGAGUUUCCUAAAAGCAUGUCUAGCAUUGCGGCUUCUCUCUUCGGUCUAGGAAUGGCUGUGGCUAGUCUAUUGGCAAGCGUGGUCCUGAAUGCAGUCAAUGAACUAACCUCAAGAAAUGGUAAAGAGAGUUGGGUUUCAGACAACAUUAACAAAGGUCAUUACAACUAUUACUAUUGGGUACUCGCGAUAAUGAGCUUCGUCAAUGUGAUAUACUACGUGAUAUGUAGCUGGUCGUAUGGUCCUUUGGUAGACCAGGUGAGGAAUGGUAGAGUUAAUGGUGUGAGAGAGGAAGAGGAGUUGCUUGAUAUUGUUGGGAAAGGCUACGAGAAGGAAGAUUUAAGUGCUGUUACUAAAGCCAAUUAAAGUUUCAUAGGUCAUGCAUGGCUUGUUGUACUUUGUCUAUAAAGGAAGCAAGAAACUAUAGGAAAUUAUAUUUUAUUGCAUUGGUGUGUGGUGUUAUUAAGUGUUAAAUUAAGUUCUAUGUAGAUUUGUAAUUAGAUUGAAUAUUAUGUGUUUGUGUUUUAAUUAGGGAGUUUUUUUUUAUUGAUGAAAAGGUCAAUGGUUUUUGGCA
Capsella rubella is the source of this 2187-nucleotide messenger RNA. Its product is annotated as protein NRT1/ PTR FAMILY 1.2. Lineage: Eukaryota; Viridiplantae; Streptophyta; Magnoliopsida; Brassicales; Brassicaceae. The transcript has 4 exons. Gene Ontology annotation, cellular component: plasma membrane. Bases 156 to 1979 code for a protein of 607 amino acids. The record is from RefSeq and is a predicted model, not a curated record. Gene Ontology annotation, molecular function: transmembrane transporter activity. Gene Ontology annotation, biological process: transmembrane transport.